Ipomoea triloba (trilobed morning glory) is the source of this 678-nucleotide messenger RNA. RefSeq names its product protein ULTRAPETALA 2-like. The record is from RefSeq and is a predicted model, not a curated record. The transcript has 3 exons. The coding region runs from base 1 to 678 and encodes 225 amino acids. Gene Ontology annotation, cellular component: cytosol; nucleus. NCBI's taxonomy places the organism in Eukaryota, Viridiplantae, Streptophyta, Magnoliopsida, Solanales, Convolvulaceae.
AUGGCAGCAGCGUGCGGGGAAAGUGCGGGUGGUGAAAUAAUGGGAGCAGGCGAUGGAGAAAUGUUGAGCGCGGAGGAGACGAGAGAGAUUUAUGGGUUUAAGAGAGGCGAUGGGUACGUAGAGAUGAUGUGCGGAAUCACAACCUCAAAGUUUGGUGAAUAUGGUGGCAUGCUAAGGAUUUUCGCCAACGGUGACCUCCAAAUCACUUGCCAAUGCUUUCACGGCUGCACCGCAGGAACGCUGACACCUGUAGAAUUCCAUAAGCAUUCUGCAAAACAAGACAGAAAGAGUUGGAGAAAACACAUUUGGGUUAUAAUUGGCUCUAACAAGGUUCCUCUAUCCAAGACUAGAUUGCUCAGAUACUAUGAUUCAAAAAUGGUAGCCAAUGGAGGGAUUUGUCACCGCGAUGAAUUUCGUCAGUGCAGUCUGUGCAAGAAAACGCGCAGGUUCAACCGCCGCAACAAGGAGGAGUGUCGGGCGUACCAUGAUGCUUUGUCCAAUGCCGAUUGGAAAUGCUCCGACAUGCCUGCAGCGGCAGCUACUGGUGCUAAUUCAUGCGACCAACGCGAAGAAAGAGCGUGCAGGCGCGAAAUAUACCGAGGAUGUUGGCGCUCCAUGAUUGAUGGGUUUGAGCAGGAGAAGAAAGUUGUGGUUGUUGCUGCAACGAAUAGGAAUUGA